Molecule: messenger RNA, 1299 nt
Organism: Fusarium redolens
Lineage: Eukaryota; Fungi; Ascomycota; Sordariomycetes; Hypocreales; Nectriaceae
Exons: 3
Coding region: 1-1299 (432 amino acids)
Source: RefSeq, a predicted model, not a curated record
AUGGAGAGCCUCUCCAAUAGCGUCUCCAAGAUACAGAACUCACUUCAAUCUGCUAGGGAGCGACUCAAUGCCCUUGAUGUCAGUUCAAAGAAUAGCGUCGCUACCGAGGUCGCCGCUGUUCGUUCCUCUCUUCAGAAGAGUCUGAUCCAAAUUCAGCAAACCAAAGUACAGAUGAGCUCAUACCUCAUAUUGCUCGAAGAUGCUGAAAAUCCUGAAACAACCAUUGACAUUGCCCCUCAGAUUUCUUGUCUGGGCAGAUCUCUCAAUGGCAUUGUUGCUUCUCUAGGCCAAGCUCAGGCGUCAGCAGACAGCGCGCUGCAGUGCACCAUGGACUGCACUUACCGCGUGAUGGACGUCGAACGGGAUGUUGAGGCCCAGGAUGAUCUGCUGGACGAAUGCCAGUCGCAAGCAAAAGGACUCGCUAGCCAGGCGGAGAGCUCGCUGAGCUCCAGUGAAACAAUCCUGGCGCAGACACAAACGAAGGCUAGGGCUAAGGAAGAGGAAAUCCGCAUCAAGACUAGCCAGGCGACUGAGAAGAGGACCAGAAAAGAACAGCUUGAUCGUGAGAUUUCGCAAAAGAAUGGUCAAAUUGCAGAGACACACAGACGACGUGAAAGCAAAAAGGAAUCAGCAGGCGUAGGACUGUUAUUGACCGGCAUCGGCCUCAUGGCUGCACCUUUCACUGCAGGGGCAUCUCUCGGACUGGCAGCAGCUGGAGCUGGGUUUGCAGGCUACAAGGGAAUUCGUGUAUCGGAUCUGAAAGACGAGAUUGUCGCCCUUCAAUCCAACGUGUCCACCUUGAACAGCGAAAUAUCCCAAGACCAGCAAGCAAUCGCGAACCUCGAGGCGGAGCAGCGCAACUUGCAAGUCCUAGUCUCGCGGUACCAGCGCGAUAUCUCAUCACGUAGAUCGACGCAUCAACUCUACCAAAAGCAAAUCUUGGAGGCUAACCAGGUAGAGAAUGAGAUCACAACGCUCAAGGGUGUCGCAGAAGCUACCAUCUCCAACAUCAAUGAUGUCAACUCCAAACUGCAAGAUCUAAAAGAGUGCCUGGACGAAUGCAGCUCCCUCAUACAGGCUAAAUCAGUUGACCUAUCGACCUCAGCGUCUUCUGUUGAUUGGAUCAUUGGCGCAGUUGGUAGAUACACUACAAUCUGGCGUGCAAAUGAAUUUGAAAGGCAGAAAAAGGUUAUGCAUCUGGUUGCUGAGGCGCUGGAGAGGAUUGAACAGGAAGGCUUACUGCUACUAUCAAGCCAGAAGAUGGCGUUCCUAGAUAUAAAGCCUUGUGCUGCUGGAUAA